AUGACGACAGCAGAAGCCGGAAUUGUCGAGUUCCUAGACGCCACAAGCGAUAAACACGGCGGUAAAGGAAAGAAGCGGCAGCGGAAGCAGCUGUCCUCGUCGUCCUCAUUUCUAGACCGCUUCGACAGUGGUAGCGAGGAUGAGCAAGAAGGGGGUAAAACUCGUAAGCGCGGCGUUCUCUCGGCCACAAACGGAGACGCUUCUAACGGGGCAGAGACGACACUAGGGGAGAGAAAAAAAAUACCGGAAACGGCGGCAGCAGCAGGGCUAUUAUUAGACGGAGGUGACACUAACGAGGGGCGAGGUGUAGAGGAUCGAGGAGCACAGGGAAGAGAUUUAGAGGCGGGACCGGUUGUUGCGCAAAAAGGGGGAGAUGCGGGGGCAAAGGGGAAGGGGGCUUCCGCUGCGCGCAAGGCGAGGGUUAAGGGACAGGGUUUAUUGGGAUCUCAGGCGGAAGGUUCUAGGGGAGAAGGGUUGGGAGAUGAAGAAGAGGGUUUUGCGGAAUUCGUAGAGGAGGAGGAUGAGGAAAGAGCAGGAGAGAGUGAGGGAGAGGAGGAGAGUGAGGGAGAGGAGGAGAGUGAAGGAGAGGAGGAGAGUGAGGGAGAGGAGGGAAGUGAAGAGGAUGAGUUGAGCGGAAGUGAGAGUGAGGAAGGGGAGGAGGAAGGAGAGGAGGACGGAGAGGAAGGAGAGGAGGAGGAGGAGGAUGGCGACGGCGAAGGAGCAGCAGGGUCGGCACCAGCGCCUUCGUCAUCUUUCGCGACUGCCUUCGCGAGCAUCAUGGCGAAGAAGGUCCCUGUUACCGGCAAGGUGCGCGGGAGCAACGGGGUUUCGGGUUUGGGAAUUUCCGCCCCUCCUCCUCCCCACUUCCCCCAAGCGCCCAUCCAAGCACUCCCCCCGUUCCCCCCCUUCCUCCCCCAAAUCCUCCCCCAGGCGCCCAUCCUAGCAGCGCGCAAGGGGCCGUGGAGGAGGGGAAGACAGCGGCAGGGGAGGGCGCCCAUCCUAGCAGCGCGGAAGAAACUGCUGGAUGAGGGGAAGGAGGGGAAGGGC
Messenger RNA from Closterium sp. Naga37s-1, 1047 nucleotides. NCBI's taxonomy places the organism in Eukaryota, Viridiplantae, Streptophyta, Zygnematophyceae, Desmidiales, Closteriaceae. The record is from the annotation of a GenBank genome assembly.